GCAGCCGCUGCUGUUCGAGCGUUCGGUCGCGGGACGGACCGGCGUGCAGCUCCCCCGCUCGACGUGCCGCGCGCGAGGCGCUGCCGGCGGAGUUGUGCCGCGCGAGCUGCCCCUGCCGGAGCUGUCCGAACCGGAGGUCGUGCGUCACUUCACCAACACCUCGCGGCGCAACUUCUCGGUGGACCAGGGCUUCUAUCCGCUGGGCUCCUGCACCAUGAAGUACAACCCCAAGAUCAACGACCGCAUCGCCGACCUGCCCGGGCUGGCGUUGAUCCAUCCCUAUCAGGACGAGGCGACCGUGCAGGGGGCGCUGCGACUGCUCUGGGAGCUGCAGGAGUGGCUGGGCGAGAUCGCCGGGCUGCCCGGCGUGUCGCUGCAGCCGUCGGCCGGCGCGCACGGCGAGCUGACCGGCGCGCUCAUCAUUCGCGCGUACCACCAUGCUCGUGGGGAAGGGGCGGCAGGCUCGCAGCGCACGACGAUGCUGGUGCCCGACUCCGCGCACGGCACCAACCCGGCGACCGCCGCCAUGGCCGGCUACCGGUCGCGCACGGUGCCGACCGGGGCCGACGGCAACCUGGACUUCGCGGCGCUGCAGGAUGCGCUGGACGACAGCGUGGCCGGGCUCAUGAUCACCAACCCCAAUACGCUGGGGCUGUUCGUGGAACGCGUCACCGACAUCGCCGCCGCGGUGCACGAGGUCGGCGGACUGGUCUAUAUGGACGGCGCCAACAUGAACGCGAUGGUCGGCGUGGCGCGGCCGGCGAUCUGGGCACCGACAUCCUGCACUUCAAUCUGCACAAGACGUUCAGCGUCCCGCACGGCGGCGGCGGGCCGGGAGCUGGCGCGACCGCGGUCACCGAGCAGUUGGCGCGCUUUCUUCCGGCGCCGGUGGUGCGCCGCGACGGGGAGACGUACCGCCACGACUACGAUCGGCCGGACUCGAUCGGCCGCGUGCGCGCCUUCUACGGCAACGUCAACAACGCCGUGCGCGGCUCCGACGCGUACCUCCGGUCGCUGGGCGGCGACGGGCUUGCCGCCAUGAGCCGGCUGGCGGUGGUGAACGGCAACUACGUGCGGGCCGCGCUCGCCGACUGUGCUGGAGGUGCCCUAUCCGCGGGUGGUGCAAGCACGAGGUGGUCUUCAGCGCGCGCCUGCAGGCACAGGAGCACCGGGUGCGUGCGCUGGACAUCGCCAAACGCCUGA
This is a messenger RNA of Geodia barretti, 1203 nucleotides long. The record is from the annotation of a GenBank genome assembly. NCBI's taxonomy places the organism in Eukaryota, Metazoa, Porifera, Demospongiae, Tetractinellida, Geodiidae.